Caenorhabditis bovis is the source of this 672-nucleotide messenger RNA. The record is from the annotation of a GenBank genome assembly. Lineage: Eukaryota; Metazoa; Nematoda; Chromadorea; Rhabditida; Rhabditidae.
AUGACCUCGGAGUGGGCGGGAUCUUCCAGCGAAACAAUGGUAUAUAAAGAUGGACUGUUUGGCAGCCCAGCUUCAGCACCAGUUGCACGCGAAAUAACCGCGAAGGAUAUUAAAACGAUGCCUCUCGAACCGAUGGAUGUAAUGUGGAUGUCGAAAGCACCACAAGUAAGUGAUUUGGUUGUUCAACCCGACGUCAAGUUCAAGUCGGUGGCGGGAAUCGGCUCUGGAGCCGUGAGCCCAAGCCUUCCGAUUGGAAUUGGCGCUGAUGAUUCAAUCCGCCCGGACUACGAUACUGAUGUCCUCUGGAAAGGACCAGGCCGUAUUCAUAAGGAACGCACUGUUUCGAUUGAAUCGACUGACUCGGAACUUGGAACGCGCAAAUUCUCGGUCUCGGAAGCAAUGACUGGCCCUACUUCGCCAGUCGACAUCACUCCACGUUCACGUCGCAUUUCGAUUUCAGAGAUGUUGUUCGGCUCAUCGCCAUCUUCCUUCUCAUGGGGAAUGGGCUCAUCGCCAACGAACAACAACAUUUCUGAUGGAAUGGACGAGCGCAAGAUGUCAAUUUCUGACGACCCGCGUUUCAAGGAUUUCCUGAAGCAUCAGAGCAAGAUAAUCGGCGACGAUGGAGUUUUGUCAAGUGGCUUUAAACGCAGCAAUUACCAAAAAGAAUAA